GACGGGAGGGGCGCGGGAGGCCGGGCUUCCUGGGCCGACGGGCCUCACAGGACCGUGGGGGCUUCCCGUAGGGGACGCCGCGGCCGAAAGUUUGCGCCGAGCCCUCUGACCCCAGCGCUCUGACAGGGCCUCGCCCCGGAGUCGGUGGGGCGCGCCAUGCGCCCUUCCCGCUCCGGGCUCUCUGAUGGCCGGCCCACGGCCACGACCCGAGAGGACCUGGGCUGGGCGAGCCCCUGAGGGGAGGACAGGCGCGGGAAGCAGGCGUCCUCCUGGGCUGGGGUCGCGCGGAACCCGCCGGCCCGGAAACGCACCCGCGCCGCGACGGCCGGAAGCGCCGCUCGGAAGGCGGAAGCGGGUUGCUCCCGCGUGGCCUUGCGGUGGGAGCCGGGUGGCCCGGCCCGCGUAGACCGCCUUCCGCCCCGGGUGCGGGCCUGCCGGGACCACCGGGAGCACGUGAGGUGUAGGACCCCGCGCGCCGUGGCGUGUGCCUGUCAGGAACAAGAGUCUGUGUUAUCGUGAGGAAGAAGAAAAAAAUGUCUCAGAAGCAGAUGAAGGAAGCUUUUGUCAGUAACCACAAUGGAACCAGCGUGCUGGAAAUCACCCAGGGCUUGUGCUUGCCUGCGCUCUGUGUCCUGUGCAGAGGGCUCCUGAUCAUUCUCUCACAGCACUUGUGUUCUUCUUCACAUACCUGGGGAACUCGAUUCUUCAUUGACUUUGUUAUCCUGAUAGUUCCCCUGGUGGCCACGUUGACCAUUUUGUCUUCAUUUGUCCUCCUUGAGCACCUUGCUGUAAUUAUCAUUGGGGCAGGAAUGUUCUAUCAUAUAUACUGCAGGAGAACUUGCUAUGCCAGAAUACCUGUCCAAAAAAUCCUUGAAAAAUUCUUGAAAAUCAGUGUAGAAUCAGAAUACAUUCCAGCUAUCUCUUGUUUUCGUGUAAUUAACAGUGCAUUUACUGCUGUUGCCAUUUUGGCUGUGGACUUUCCACUUUUUCCCAGAAGAUUUGCCAAAACUGAGCUCUAUGGGACAGGAGCAAUGGAUUUUGGAGUAGGAGGCUUUGUUUUUGGUACUGCAAUGGUUUCUCCAGAGGUUAGGAGAAAAUACAUGAAAGGGUCCACAUUUUAUCAUCUUACAAAGUCAUUGUACUCUGUCUGGCCAUUAGUCUUCUUGGGAAUAGGCCGAUUAGUCGUUAUAAAAUCCAUAGAUUAUCAGGAACAUUUAACUGAGUAUGGGGUUCACUGGAACUUUUUCUUUACCUUAAUAGUUGUGAAAUUGAUAACAUCACUACUUUUGAUUAUUUUUCCCCUAAAUAAAUCCUGGAUUGUGGCCAUCAGCAUUACUGUAUUAUACCAGCUAGCCCUUGACUUUACCCCACUGAGAAAGUUAAUUUUGUAUGGCACUGAUGGCAGUGGCACAAGGGUUGGUUUAUUAAAUGCCAACCGAGAAGGAAUAAUCUCUACCUUGGGGUAUGUGGCAAUACACAUGGCUGGUGUACAAACAGGAUCAUAUGUGCUUAAAAAAAGGUCACAUAUCAAAGACUGGAUAAAAGUAGCAUAUUGUAUUCUACUGACAGCUAUUAGCCUCUUCAUAUCUCUUUACAUAGUUCAGGUAAAUGUAGAAGUAGCAUCUCGCAGAAUGGCCAAUUUAGCCUUUUGUAUUUGGAUAGUUGCUUCUAGCCUGAUCCUUCUUAGUAGUUUAUUACUAGUUGAUAUAAUUUUGAGUUUUGCCAAAUUUCUAAUUAAAGGGGCUCAAGUACCAUGUUCUUGGAAACUUAUCCAGUCACCUGCUACAAAUAAAAAGCAUUCAGAAUCUCUAGUCUCUGAAGCUGAAAGAAGGGAACCCAGUCUUUGUCUAAUUACAGCUAUGAACAGAAACCAGUUAAUUUUUUUCUUGCUGUCAAAUGUAACAACUGGCCUGGUCAACCUGUUGGUAGAUACAUUACACAGCAGUACCUUGUGGGCCUUAUUUGUGCUCAAUCUCUAUAUGUUUACCAACUGUUUAGUUAUAUAUGUGCUACACUUGCAAGAUAAGACUAUAAAAUUUUGGUGAUCAGUGGGGGUAGUGUGUAUCUGUUUGAGCAAUAUUAAUGAGGAAGAAUAAAUAUUAAAUGUGAAGAAAUUGGGCUUUUGGCAACCCAGUAUUAACUAUAUCUUAUUAUAAGAGUUUCAAUACUCCUCUAUAACAGUAGUGAUGCUCAAUAUUUUAAUGCGUCUCAGCACUAUAUAAAACAAACCAAUAGAGAAGAAAAAGAGCCUUAUGACUUGUUAGAUAUUUAUUGAAGUAUUUUAAGGAAACUUGUGUUUAUAGUUGUGACACUGGAAGAUUGGAGGGUGGGGAGGAGGAUUUUUACCUUCUACCUUAUACACCUUACACCAUUCUGUACUUCUUUGGUAUGUAUUACUUUUAUAUAUAAUAGGGUACAUUAAAACACCUCAGUGUGAACUGUG
Equus quagga is the source of this 2443-nucleotide messenger RNA. It is a transcript of the gene PIGW, whose product is annotated as phosphatidylinositol glycan anchor biosynthesis class W. Bases 534 to 2045 code for a protein of 503 amino acids. The transcript has 2 exons. Gene Ontology annotation, molecular function: glucosaminyl-phosphatidylinositol O-acyltransferase activity. The record is from RefSeq and is a predicted model, not a curated record. NCBI's taxonomy places the organism in Eukaryota, Metazoa, Chordata, Mammalia, Perissodactyla, Equidae. Gene Ontology annotation, biological process: protein localization to plasma membrane; GPI anchor biosynthetic process. Gene Ontology annotation, cellular component: membrane; endoplasmic reticulum.